Molecule: messenger RNA, 1296 nt
Organism: Fusarium oxysporum Fo47
Lineage: Eukaryota; Fungi; Ascomycota; Sordariomycetes; Hypocreales; Nectriaceae
Exons: 1
Coding region: 375-1193 (272 amino acids)
Source: RefSeq, a predicted model, not a curated record
CUCCGUACAGUUGUAACUUGAUCGAGUCAGGUGACUUGGCGAUAGUGGAUUCGCGAUAACAGAACCCAAUGGAAUCAUGUUCUGCAUGACGACGACAAAUCCGCUCAACCUCACUUACAUCCAUCCCAAACUCUAUCACAAGUGCCAAGACUUCAAUAUUAAGCUAUAUCCUAGUCUCCUUCCUAUCCUGCACAACGCAGCCUAGUCUCAACCUACCGACAAUUCGGCUUCCAUCCCACUUUACCCCUCGUCAAGCAUUACCAACCCAGUCACGAUACCACGGCAGUUGAUACGACAUACGCAAGCUUCUCACCUGUCAUUUCCCUUCGAUAUCAUCUCGCGAUCCUUCGAAACUCAAUCUUGCACUGUUAGACAUGGCUCCCUUGUACCAAAAGGCCCUCGUGCUCGGUGCUUCUUCCGGUAUUGGAGAGGCCCUUGCCGCCAAGCUCAUAGCCACAGGGACAAAGGUCAUUGUCGUCGGUAGACGGAGCGAUAAGCUUCAGGAGUUUGUGAAGAAAUAUGGAGAUGAUAAUGCAAGGGCCGUGGUGUUUGACGUCACGGACCUGAAUGGAAUCAAAGGCUUUGCCGAAUCUAUCACCCAGUCCGAUCCAGAUUUGGACUCUAUCGUGUUUAGUUCAGGCAUCCAAAGAGGAUUUGACUUUACCAGCCCCGAAACUCUGGAUCUAUCUGUUCUUGGCGACGAACUUACCACCAAUUACACAUCUGCCGUCCAUCUCACCGCAGCAUUCCUCCCUCAUCUCAAGGAACAGCCCCAAGGCCAUCUAAUCUACGUCAGCGCGACGCUUGGCCUAAUUCCUUCCAUGAUACGAACACCAAAUUACAAUGCAUCCAAGUCGGCCCUUCACACUUUCAUCCUAAACGUUCGAGAACAACUCAAAGCUAGUGGAGCUUCUCACAUCCGCAUGAUCGAAGUUUUUCCGCCGGCUGUUCAGACGGAGUUGCAUGAUGAGAAGCAUCAGCCUGAUUUGGUGAACGGUGGAGAGAUUGGAAUGCCGCUUGGUGAGUUUACGGAGAGGAUGUUUGAUGGGCUUGUUAAGGGUGAUGAGCAGUUUGCUGUUGGGCCGGGGGAGAGUCUGUUUAAGGAGGAUGGGUUUGAGACGCAGAGGAUGAAGCUUUAUGAAGCAGGGCGGGAGUUUAUUAACAAGUCUUUGGCCAAGUACCUGAAGAAGUAGUGGCAAUAGUAUUUCCGAACUUAAGCAACUAGAUUUGAACUUAUGGCUUUUGAUAAAGUAUAGCAUGUAAGAGACUGGAAUUCCUAUGCGGGAGGGACAUUUG